Messenger RNA from Topomyia yanbarensis, 1080 nucleotides. RefSeq names its product protein takeout-like. The coding region runs from base 240 to 1019 and encodes 259 amino acids. Lineage: Eukaryota; Metazoa; Arthropoda; Insecta; Diptera; Culicidae. The transcript has 5 exons. The record is from RefSeq and is a predicted model, not a curated record.
UCGCGGUAAUCUUGAGCGCGCAAAAGUUGCAUCGAGUGUUUCGCAUCGCGUGUCACAGUUAGCCUAAAAAGGUUCUGGUGCUCUAAAUUAACCGGUCCGCAAUUAGGCUCCUCUAGUGUGGGCGACUUCGAGUAAACCUGAUCGCCGCAGAUUCGGGGGGUGGUAAUUGAACAUAAGAGAAAAAAAGCGGUGUGUGACAGUUGGCAUUUUGCUGCUGCUGGUGCUGAGUGCGUGCAACGAUGGAAGGUACCAGAAUUCGGUGGAUGGUGGCAGUGGUACUGUUCCUGGGACGGCUGUGCUUGGCGAUGAAAUUUGAUGUGAAGCCCGACUUCAUCAAAACGUGUCGCUUCUCGGAUCCCGAUUUUGUUGCAUGUUCUACCGAGGCGGUGCAGGGGCUGUUUGAUAAACUGGUGACAGGCAUCGAAGGCCUGGAGCACGUCGGUACCAUCGACCCGAUGAAGAUCAGCAAGAUCCGCAUCCUGCAGGGGGACGGCCCGGUUAGUGUGAACGCGUCCCUGUCCAGAGUGAUCGUGACCGGAUUCGCCGAAACGAAAGUAGUUCGAAAUGUUGUCAGCAGCAAGGACUUUGGCUGGGAGACACACAUCCAGCUGCCGAAGAUGCGCCUCGAGGGGAACUACCACAUGCAGGGCCGCAUUCUGGUCAUCCCGCUGAACGGCCACGGCAAGUGCUGGUUCGAACCGAGUGACAUGGACAUCUUGAUGACGACGACCACCACCCUGUACGAGCGGGACGGCCACGUGUUCUACAACGUCACGGGCAGCAAGGUGGACUACACCAUCUCCGGGCUGAAGCUGCACAUGGGUAACCUGUUCGAGGGGGUGAAGGUCCUGGAGGAUAGCACCAAUCAGUACCUGAAUGACAACUGGCGGCCCGUUUCGGAAGCGCUGAAACCGAUCAUCGCCAAAACCAUCGAGGACAUCCUGCUGGCGAUUAUGCAGAGCAUCUUCCACCAGCUUCCGGCCGAGUACUUUGUCGCGGAUCUGCCGCGUUCUGGGUAGGUUUGUUUUGUUUUUGUUAUUUUCUUUGUAAAUAAAAUCACAUUCCAUAACUCCUUGUGCA